CUGUGGUGUGCGUCAGUAAGUCAAACAUGUUCCAAUAACAGGCUGUAUUAUCUGCUGCUAUUUGCAGUUUGCUGUAACUAGGCGCCUCACUGAGCCCGAGCGAGAGAAAAAAAAACAAACCUGCAGCGCUUCUCUGGAAUGGAAACGAUCUCUGACGGGAUGAUUUCUGCAUGCUACCUGCAAGAAGAAAAGGAGCCUAACCUUUACCCUGGGCAUCCCAAGCACCUUCAUCUAAACUUCAGCUCUAUGAGGGUCUUCUGCUAGGAUUUGUCAGGCGCAACACAGAAAUGGAAAAAAGCCUGAGGUUAUACGUGAAGGUGGUCACAGUGGUUGUGUUACUGGGAGCUGAUCUGAGCCCGCUGGCCUUGAUGGACCACGUCGGAGUCAAAGCCCAGAACAAUGAGAGACGGGUGUUGGCACACAUCCCUGGUGAUAUCAUCAUAGGAGCUCUAUUCUCUGUUCAUCACCAGCCACCUGCAGACAAGGUCCAUGAGCGAAAGUGUGGUGCAGUCCGUGAGCAGUAUGGGAUCCAGAGAGUGGAGGCCAUGAUGCACACUCUGGAUCGAAUUAAUGCCGACCCCACUAUCCUUCCAAAUAUCACCCUGGGCUGUGAGAUCAGAGACUCAUGCUGGCACUCUGCAGUGGCACUGGAACAGAGCAUUGAGUUUAUUCGGGACACGCUCGUGUCCAGCGAUGAAGAGGAGAGCCAGGGCAGAUGCACUGCAGAAGCAGGAAGCUUGCUCCUUCAGGGAAAGAAGCCCAUUGUGGGUCUGAUUGGACCAGGAUCCAGCUCUGUGGCCAUCCAGGUGCAAAAUCUCCUCCAGCUCUUCAACAUCCCACAGAUAGCAUAUUCUGCCACCAGCAUGGAUCUCAGUGACAAGAGCCUGUUCAAAUAUUUCAUGAGGGUGGUGCCUUCAGAUAUGCAGCAGGCCAGAGCCAUGGUGGACAUUGUCAAGAGAUACAACUGGAGCUACGUUUCCGCAAUACACACAGAAGGUAAUUAUGGUGAGAGCGGUAUGGAGGCAUUUAAAGACAUGGCAGCAAAAGAGGGAAUCUGCAUCGCCCACUCAGAUAAGAUAUACAGCAAUGCAGGGGAGCACAACUUUGACAAGCUGCUGCAGAAACUCCGAGCUCAUCUGCCCAAAGCCAGGGUGGUGGCCUGCUUCUGUGAGGGCAUGACAGUCCGAGGCAUCCUGAUGGCCAUGAGACGGCAGCGCCUGGUGGGGGAGUUUCUGCUGGUUGGCAGUGAUGGCUGGGCUGACAGAUAUGAUGUGACCGAUGGCUACGAGAGGGAGGCAGCUGGUGGAAUUACAAUUAAGCUAAAGUCUGCUUAUGUGACCUGGUUCGAUGAUUACUACUUGAACCUGAGGCCAGACGCCAACCAGAGGAACCCCUGGUUCCCCGAGUUCUGGCAGCACCGCUUCCAGUGCAGGCUGAGGGGACAUCCGCAGGAGAACACCAUGUACAAUCGCACCUGCACAUGGAGAGAGUCACUGCGGCAGCACUAUGCACAAGACACCAAGAUGGGCUUUGUCAUAAAUGCUAUCUAUUCAAUGGCUUAUGGUCUGCAUGCCAUGCAGCAAUCACUCUGUCCAGGAUAUAAGGGUUUGUGUGAAUCCAUGCGGCCGAUCGACGGUCGGAAACUGCUGGAUUUCUUGAUGAAAACCAACUUCAUCGGCGUGUCCGGAGAAAACAUCCACUUUGAUCAGAAUGGAGACUCACCUGGCAGGUAUGAAAUCAUGAAUUUCAAGCAGAUGGGUGAGGAUGAAUUCUCUUACAUCCAUGUGGGAAGCUGGGAUCAGGGUGGUCUGAAGAUGAACGAUGAAGAAAUAUGGAGCGAGAACAGCGACAUCAUCCAGUCAGUCUGCUCCGAGCCCUGCCAGAAAGCACAGAUCAAGGUGAUCCGUAAAGGAGAGGUGAGCUGCUGUUGGACCUGCACUCCCUGCAAGGAGAAUGAGUUUGUGUUUGACGAGUACACUUGUCGGGCCUGUGUCCUGGGCUCCUGGCCAACAGAUGAUCUCACCGGCUGUGAGCCAAUCCCGGUGCAGUACGUUCGCUGGGGGGAUCCAGAACCUAUCGCUGCCGUCGUUUUUGCCUGUCUGGGCCUCUUGUCGACACUCUUUGUUACUUCAGUUUUUAUCAAGUUCUGGGACACUCCUGUCGUCAAGUCCUCCAGUCGUGAGCUCUGUUACAUCAUCCUUGCAGGAAUUUGCCUGGGCUACUUGUGCACUUUCAGCCUCAUCGCCAAGCCGCAUAUUAUCUACUGCUACCUCCAGCGCCUGGGAAUCGGCCUGUCGCCUGCUAUGAGCUACUCUGCUCUUGUCACCAAGACCAACCGUAUAGCUCGCAUCCUGGCAGGCAGUAAGAAGAAGAUCUGCACCAAGAAACCACGCUUCAUGUCCGCCUGCGCACAAUUGGUCAUUGCCUUCCUACUGAUCCUUCUGCAGCUGGGGAUUAUUGUGGCUCUGCUUAUCAUAGAGCCACCGCAGGUAAUUCAUGAUUACCCCAGUAUUCGCGAGGUACAUCUGAUCUGCAACCUGACCACUCUGGGGGUGGUGGCGCCGCUGGGCUACAACGGCUUGCUUAUCCUCAGCUGCACCUUUUACGCCUUCAAGACUCGAAACGUCCCUGCCAAUUUUAAUGAGGCCAAGUAUAUUGCCUUCACCAUGUACACUACCUGCAUCAUCUGGCUGGCGUUUGUUCCGAUUUACUUUGGCUCCAACUACAAGAUCAUAACCAUGUGCUUCAGCGUCAGCCUCAGCGCCACAGUGGCUCUCUGCUGCAUGUUCGUCCCCAAGGUGUACAUCAUGCUCGCCAAACCUGAGAAGAAUGUCCGCAGUGCUUUCACCACUUCCACGGUUGUACGCAUGCAUGUCGGCGAUGCCAAGAAAGCUGCUAAGACUGGCAAAUCCUCCAGCAGCAUGGCCAACCUGUUUCGACGGCGUGGCUCCGGCCAGGAAAAUAUAAAUUCCAAUGGGAAAUCGGUAGCGUGGGAACAGAAUGAACGCAGCUACAGACCAAACAUCUGGAAAAGGAUGUCAUUUCACGUGAAAAAGAAGAGCCCGGUGGAGGUUAACCAGACCGCCAUCAUCAAGCCGUUCUCCAAAGAAGGAGACAUCCCCUCUGACAACGGCGCCACUGAGCAGUACGAGGAGCCGCAGGUCUCCCAGUCGUUCGCCUGCUCGCCCUCCCAGUCGCCGUUGCCCAGCGUCAGCCAGCACGCAGGCGGAGUUCCGGGAGAGGAGGACGGCGGGGACGCACAGGCUCUACCGCCCUAUGUUCCGGGUCACCAGGUCAGGAGGAGAGUUGCAGACGGCAGCCAGGAUGCUGGAAUGUUUGACGACGGCGACAUUAGCAUCAUCGGCGUGGGAGACAUCGGUAUCGGGAUGAUCGGAGGCCAGACUCAGGGCGCCACCAUCAUGGACCAGAUCAGCUGCGUUGUUAAUCGUUUCACUGCCAACAUAAGCGAGCUAAACACCAUGAUGCUGCCAGGCGGCGUCGCCGUCGGCGCCUCCUCCGCCGCCGCUCUGCCCGCCGCUGCCGACGGCGCCCCGUGCGCAGCUCAGUACCUCACCCCCAGGAGGAGAGAGGCCUCCUCCACUGUCACCACGUACGCCGAGGUGACGGCCGAUUCCAACUUCUGUGACAAUCGGCAGGCGGGCAAGAUUUACGAGCACCUGGCCGGGACUUGCAUGAGCGGCAGGAGGGCCAAGGAUAUGGAGGAGCUGAUGGCGCUGACGCCUCCCUCGCCGUUCAGAGACUCAUCCCUGAGCUCCAACAGCAGCUCGCCACAAUCCCUCUCCCCGGCCUCCGAGGCCGAAUACGACCAGCUGCUGCUGAGACACUACAGCCAGAGCUCCUCCUCACUAUAAACCCGCUCUCCAAGCAGCGUAGUCUCAUUUUUUGUUCUCUGUUCGGAGUAUUUUAAACUCCAUGAGACAAAGAUUUGAACGGGACCAAACUCGCUGAUGCCUUUUUUCCCCAUGUGGAUAAUAUGAACAUUUAAGCUGUU
This is a messenger RNA of Salarias fasciatus (jewelled blenny), 4012 nucleotides long. RefSeq names its product glutamate receptor, metabotropic 5a (gene grm5a). Lineage: Eukaryota; Metazoa; Chordata; Actinopteri; Blenniiformes; Blenniidae. The coding region runs from base 288 to 3872 and encodes 1194 amino acids. The record is from RefSeq and is a predicted model, not a curated record. Gene Ontology annotation, molecular function: G protein-coupled receptor activity. Gene Ontology annotation, biological process: G protein-coupled receptor signaling pathway. Gene Ontology annotation, cellular component: membrane. The transcript has 18 exons.